AUGACCCAAAUUCUUAUUGGAAUUAAGGUCAAACCUCUAAAGAUCCGUCAGAAACAGAAAUCCAAUUUCAAAGUCGGAGUGGUAGCCUCCAUUCAAGUGCCCACCAAACCAUGGUUCGAUAUCCUUCAAAACUACAUUGUGUAUGGAGAAUAUCCGUCCCACUUCCAAGUUAAGGAACGAAGAGCCCUACGCCAGUAUUCCACAAACUAUGCUUGGAUAGCUAACAAGUUAUACAGACGAACUUUUGAUGGUCAAAACAUGCUCUGCAUUGAUGGUCCCGAGGCACGACGGAUCAUAGAAGAAGUACACGUAGGUGCGUGUGGUCCACGCAUGAAUGGACUAGUCCUUUCCAAGAAAAUACUCUAUCUCGGAUAA
Impatiens glandulifera is the source of this 375-nucleotide messenger RNA. RefSeq lists its product as uncharacterized. Bases 1 to 375 code for a protein of 124 amino acids. The transcript has a single exon. The record is from RefSeq and is a predicted model, not a curated record. NCBI's taxonomy places the organism in Eukaryota, Viridiplantae, Streptophyta, Magnoliopsida, Ericales, Balsaminaceae.